Messenger RNA from Delphinapterus leucas (beluga whale), 5131 nucleotides. It is a transcript of the gene RBM12B, whose product is annotated as RNA binding motif protein 12B. The record is from RefSeq and is a predicted model, not a curated record. Gene Ontology annotation, molecular function: RNA binding. NCBI's taxonomy places the organism in Eukaryota, Metazoa, Chordata, Mammalia, Artiodactyla, Monodontidae.
UUUAUUGCCAAGUGCGAAGCAGUUACCCCUGGGGCGCCGGGGGCUGGGAGGGGUUGGCGGCCGGGACGGAAGCACAGGGAAAGGCGGGGCCGCGCAAGGAACUAGCGUAGCUUCUGUCGUUAGGGCACCCUCUUUCCUUGCUAAAUACCGACUCCCCCGUCCAUGUGGUGGUGUGUGUGCACUUGCCAGUCUGCUUGAGAGUGAAGAUCUCGAAGGAUUGCAUAGUUAAGUUGCUUUUACAGAAUUAACAGGUCUCCAAGAAAUAAAAAAAAGGUCAUUAUUGCUGUGGUUUGAGCUCAGCAUGGCUGUAGUCAUCCGUUUACUGGGGCUUCCUUUUAUUGCGGGGCCUGUGGAUAUUCGUCACUUCUUCACGGGAUUGACUAUUCCUGAUGGAGGAGUGCAUAUAAUUGGAGGGGAAGUUGGGGAGGCUUUUAUUAUCUUUGCAACAGAUGAAGAUGCAAGACGUGCCAUAAGUCGUUCAGGAGGGUUUAUCAAGGAUUCAUCUGUAGAGCUUUUUCUUAGUAGUAAGGCAGAAAUGCAGAAGACUAUAGAAAUGAAAAGAACUGAUCGCAUGGGAAGAGAGAGACCAGGAUCUGGGGCACCAGGGGUUGGCAGCUUAUCUAAUUUUGUUGAGGCUAUUAAAGAAGAAGCAAGUAAUUCUGGAUAUGGCUCUCCGAUUAAUCAAGAUGCUGGGUUUCAUACUAAUGGUACAGGACAAGGUGAUUUAAGGCCAAGAAAGACACGACCAUUGAAGGCAGAGAAUCCUUACUUGUUUCUACGAGGCUUGCCUUACUUAGUAAACGAAGAUGAUGUACGUGUCUUUUUCUCUGGUUUGUGUGUGGAUGGAGUAAUUUUCUUAAAGCAUCAUGAUGGCCGAAAUAAUGGUGAUGCCAUAGUAAAAUUUGCUUCAUGUAUCGAUGCUUCAGGAGGUCUUAAAUGUCAUAGAAGUUUUAUGGGUUCAAGAUUUAUUGAAGUAAUGCAAGGCUCGGAACAACAGUGGAUUGAGUUUGGAGGUAAUGCAGUUAAGGAGGGUGACAUUUCUAUGAGGACUGAAGAACAUUCUCCACCAAGAGGAAUUAAUGAUAGACAUUUUUGGAAACGAUCUCAUUCAAAAUCUCCCAGAAGAACACGUUCUCGUUCUCCUCUUGGAUUUUAUGUUCACUUAAAAAAUCUGUCCCUAAGUAUUAACAAAAGAGAUUUAAGAAAUUUCUUUAGAGAUACUGAUCUGACUAAUGAACAGAUUAGGUUUUUAUAUAAGGAUGAAAGAAGAACAAGAUAUGCCUUUGUGAUGUUCAAGACUCUGAAAGACUAUAACACUGCUCUGGGUUUACAUAAGACUGUUUUACAGUAUCGUCCAGUUCAUAUUGAUCCAGUUUCUAGAAAACAGAUGCUGAAGUUCAUUGACUGUUAUGAAAAGAAAAGACCAGCGUCAACAGAGAAAGAGAGGCUUGGACACGUUUCACAAAAAUACUCUCAAGAAGGCUAUUCUGGCCAGAAACUGUGCAUAUAUAUAAGAAAUUUUCCAUUUGAUGUUACAAAAGUUGAAGUGCAGAAGUUCUUUGCAGACUUUUCUCUUGCUGAGGAUGACAUUUACUUGCUUUAUGAUGACAAAGGAGUUGGUCUAGGAGAAGCAUUGGUGAAAUUCAGAUCAGAAGAACAGGCCAUGAAAGCUGAACAUUUAAACCGACGAAGAUUCUUGGGGACAGAGGUAUUGUUAAGGCUCAUAUCUGAGGUACAAAUGCGGGAGUUUGGUGUAAAUUUUUCUUCAAUGUCCAGUGAGAGAAUGCAUGACCAUUCACAGUCAUGUGACAGAGAUGAUCAUUCCCAUUCAUUUGACUCAAAUGAUCUACCAUUAUACUCGGUUGGCCCUUCUGAAAACUUUAGGCAUCAGCAGGAGGACUUGAGGCAACUGGACAAUUUCAAGCAUCCCCAGGGGGAUUUCCGACCUCCUGAAAGGCGCCCUCCAGAAGACUUUAGGCAUUCCCCAGAGGAUUUCAGGCACUCCCCUGAAGACUUCAGGCACCUUCGGGAGGAACACUUCAGGCGGCCUCCUGAGGAGGACUUCAGGCGCUCUUGGGAAGAGGACUUCAGACACACUCCGGAGGAGGAUUUCAGGCACUCUCGGGAGGAGGACUGGAGGCGGCCACCUGAGGAGGAUUUCAGGCGGCCUCCCAAGGAAGACUUCAGGAGACCCCCUGAGGAGGACUGGAGGCGGGCCCCCCAGGGAGACUUCAGGAGGCCACCUGAGGAGGAUUGGAGACGGCCUCCUGAGGAGGACUUCAGACGGCUUCCCCCGGGGGAAUGGAGGCGGCCACCUGAGGAAGACUUCAGGCGGCCCCCUGAGGAGGAUUUCAGGCGACUUCCAGAGGAAGACUUCCGGCGACCUCCCGAGGAGGACUUCAGGCGGCCCCACGAGGAGGACUUCAGGCGGUCUCCUGAGGAGGAUUUCCGGCGUUCUCCCGAGAAGGACUUCAGGCGGCCACCUGCGGAACACUUCCGGCGGCCACCCCUGGAGCAUUUCCGGAGGCCGCCCCCGGAGCACUUCCGUCGGCCACCUCAGGAGCAUUUCCGGCGGCCGCCCCCAGAGCAUUUCAGACGGCCACCCCAGGAGCAUUUCAGACGGCCGCCUCAGGAACAUUUCAGGCGGCCAUCCCAGGAGCAUUUCAGGCGCCCCCGAGAGGAAGAUUUUAGGCACUCACUGGAUGAAGAUUUCAGGGGUCCUCCAGAUGAAGACUUUAGGCACCCUCCUGAUGAGGACUUCAGGAAUCCCCAGGAGGAAGAUUUUAGAAGCCCUUCCGAUGAGGACUUCAGGCGUCUCCCGGAGGAAGACCUCAGGGAAGCUCCAGAGGAGGACCCUAGACUUACUGACAGUUUUAGGCUUCCUGGUGAGGAGUUUAGGAGCCCCCCUGAUGAUUUUAGAAGUCAUCGCCCUUUUGUGAAUUUUGGUCGCCCAGAAGGUGGCAAGUUUGAUUUUGGAAAGCGUAAUAUGGGAAGUUUUCCUGAGGGGAGAUUUAUGCCUGAUCCAAAAUUAAAUUGUAAUUCAGGUAGAGUAACACCCAUUAAGAUAAUGAAUCUUCCAUUUAAAGCUAAUGUUAAUGAAAUUCUAGACUUUUUCCAUGGUUACAGAAUCAUACCUGAUUCAGUUUCAAUACAGUAUAACGAGCAAGGAUUACCUACAGGGGAAGCCAUUGUUGCCAUGAUAAACUACAAUGAAGCUAUGGCUGCUAUUAAAGAUCUGAAUGAUAGGCCAGUUGGCCCCCGCAAAGUUAAGUUAAUUUUGCUCUAGAGAGCAUUUCUAAAUUCAGAAUUACUUCCCCACAGUAUUGAUGCAGUAAAAUGCAUUUUUUUAAGUGUUUACUUUUAACUAAUGAAAAGAAACAUUUUAAUUUUACCUGUGAAUAGAACAAAUGUAAAUAGUAGAAUGUGAAUCUGGUUUUCUUUUGCUUGGAAAUUGCCGUUCACUUUUUCUAACUUAAAAAUAUAUAUGCCUUUUUUUUGACCAGUGGGGGAGAGAACUAAUUCCCUGAGUGCAUUAAUUUUUGUUGAUGUCAUGGGUAAACGUCAAGACUUGUAUAGUAGAACUGUAUUUGGGGAAGAUAAGUUUUAUAUUCACUUUUGUUUCCAUUCUGUAGUCUACAUCUUUUUACUCAAACUGUAUAAGGAAAUGGUCAGUGACUGAUUGUUCAGGGUUAGCAUUUUCAUUGCUAACUGCCUGCAGAAUUAAUGCCCUCUUCCUUGUCUGAGAUAUUACUGUUAAGCCUCCCCUUAAUCAUAAAUAGUUCAAAAUUGACAGACUGUGAACUUGAAAUUUACUUAUGUAAAAAGCUUAGGAAAUUCUUAAAACUUCGAUGAUCAUAACUUUCAAAAUUUUAUAAAAAUAAAAUUGCAACUGAAUAAACCAACUAAUUGUAUUUGUAUAAAGAGAAAAAAAUAUUACAGCUUCUUUUGUGAAGGUUUCCAACAGCUGUAUAAGGUAAUAUUUAUGACAGGAGAGACCAAACAUUCUGUAAUAAUAGUGUAUUAGUGCUGUGUAUAGUUCUGUGGUUUCUUCCAACAUCUCAUCAACCAAACUGAUAAGAUUUACUCAAAAUACUUAAAGACAAAAAAAUAAAAAAGUAAUUAUAGGUACAAGGGGACUUUCAGGCUUAUGCUGGUAAGAAUCUGAUAAAUGGACAUAGUUUGUUUCUAGGAAGAAUUUACUGAUGAUUCAUAUAACUUGUAUUUUUCAAAUUAGGUUCUCAUCUCUUAAUUUCAAAACUUUUUAUCCGAAGACUCAAUGACUAAAUAUAACAAGACUUUUGUGAGGUUGAAUUUUGACUUCAUUGAUAUUUGACAUUUAGACAUUUUGCAAAUACUGGAUUUGAUUUUCUAUACCAUCAUAAUGUUAAUGCUUACAUUGGGCACUUACUAUGUGCUAGGCAGUAUAAGUACUUUACAUGCAUAAUGUCAAUCUUAAUUAUUCCCUAAGCAGCUUAAGAGUAUUUAGCGCUAUUUCACAAAUGAGAUAAUGAAAUUCAGAGAGUUUAAGUUACUUGCCUAAAGUCAUAGCUAGUAAAUCAUGGAGCCAGUUUCAACCCAGACAGACUACACACUCCAGUUCAUGCUCUUAAUACUUUUGCCUGCUAACUUUGUUAAAUGCUGUUUUUAAUUUUAGUAAGACCAUGCUAAAAAUAUUUUCAAGAGUAAAGGAUAUUUUCUUACCUCCAUUUUUGCUUUAAAAAUAGCAUUAAGAAAAGAUAAAAUUAGUAUGCCCAAACAUUGUUAAUAAAAGACAAAGUAACUACAACUUUCAGGGUUUCUCUGGGAGACAAACAUUAUGUAUUGGCUUCUAAUUUAACAUUGUUCAUCUUAUGAAACGUGAUUUGACUUUGGUUGGCCUUUUAUAGUUUACAUAAAACAAGGUUAAUUUUCCUCAAUUCUGUGAUUUAGAUAUUUCCCACAGUGAGCAAAUAAGAAUAAAGUUUGAAUUUAUAUCAGUAGUUUAGUCAUUUAAUAAUAGGGUAUGGCAGAAGUAGAAUACUUUGUCAGUAUUUAGCCAGUUAGUGCUAUAAGUAUUUUGGAUUAAUCUUUAGUGAUUUAAAGAAGUCUAAGAAAAACCAACCGAAGUUUCUGCGUUUUUUUUUUUUUUUUU